GGCCCUCAGGCAGCGAUGCCCAGCCAGGACGACCCCAGGCUGGACCCCGGGGAAGCGGGGUCGGAGCCCAACAUGCUGCUGCGGAAGCUGAGGAGUAACAUCUCUAAGAACAUUCAGAGCAAAGUGGAUUUCAUCCUGCAGGAGGUUCAGCGUUUCUCUGACAGCGACAAGCUGUACCUGUACCUGCAGCUGCCCUCAGGACCGGGCCUGGCGGAGAAGAGCGGCAGUGACUCCGGCUCCCUCAACACGUCUGACCAGCUGCAGGCGUGUAACUGGAUCCGGGGCCACCUGGAGGAGCACGCCGACACCUGUCUGCCCAAACAGGACGUGUACGAGGCCUACAGGAGACACUGCGACAGCCUCCAGUACCACUUCCUCAGCGCCGCCAACUUCGGGAAGACCAUCCGCGACAUCUUCCCCAAGAUCAAGGCCCGACGGCUGGGCGGGCGUGGCCAGUCCAAGUACUGCUACAGCGGAAUUCGCCGGAAGAGCGUGCUGAACACGCCCCUGCUGCCCAGCCUGGACCUGAAGAACGACCCGGCGGAGCUGACGGAGCUGGUGCAGACGUACCGGCAGGAGGUGACGGAGGCGGCGUGCCAGCUGAUCUGUGAUUGGGCGCAGAAGAUCCUGAAGCGCUCCUUCGACACGGUGGUGGAGAUCGCCCGCUUCCUGGUGCAGGAGCACAUCGUCAACCCCCGCUGCAGCCAGGCAGAGCUGCUGACCUCCGCCGAGCUGGCAGGUGGCUCCCCGAAGCCCCAUAAGGAGAAGAGGAACGUGGCCCCCUCAAAAGGGGGCGGAGCAGAUGGGGAAGGGGGCGGGCCUGAGGUAAGAGAUAAAGGAGAGAGAGGCGACCAGGUGUCGUCGGGGAAACCGGCUCACGGGGAGAAGCCGGGGAACGGGUCGGAGGGAGGGCGGGGCAAGGCCGGGGUCGGGGGUCGCGACCUCCAGGUGGAGGCGGUGAUGAAGCGCUACCCCCAGCUGCUGCCGCGGGGGCCGGUCCCGGAGAAGGCCCCGCCCCCGGGCCCCGCCCGCUCCUCGCCCCCGCCCCUCGCGCCCAAGGACGCGCUGAAGGUCACCCUGCCCAUCGCCAUGGCGACGCUGCCCCAGCAACCGGGCGCCGCCGCCGCCGUCUUCAACAUGAUCCUGCCCUCGGGCCUGAGCCUGGCCUACCCCGAGGGAGAGACGGCCCUGCCCGUCGCCGUGACGACCGCGCCAACCGCGCCAACCGCGCCUGGCCCCGCCCCCGCCGCGUCGCAGAAGCCCCGCCCCCCAGCAGCUGCCCGGCGAGCUCCUGACCCGCCCCCGAUAGAGGAGGCGGGAGCGACGCCCCCGAAGAAGAAGAGGGGCCGGCCCAGGAAGCCACGCCCCGAGGAGGCCCCUCCCCCUGCCGGCCACGCCUCGGGCGGGGUGAUUCAGAAGGCCCCCUCCUCGCCCUCCUCUUCCUCCCUGACCCAGCAGCCCCCGCUGCAGCUCGUGAUCCAGGACCAGAAGAGGCCCCGCCUCCUGAGCACAGGCCCCGCCUCCUCCCUGCAGGCUCCGCCCCUCCCGGCCCCGGGGGGAGGGGCCUCAGCCGCGACGGACAGCGGCCCCCGGGGCCAGCAGAGGGGAGUGCUGGUGCAGUGUUACCGUGGCGACCCCCGCCCCCACCCGGAGAGCCCGCGCCCGGUCCUGGUCCUCCAGUCCCCCAAACCCAAACCGGGGGUGGGGGGGGCCACGGUGGAGGUGAUCCGACGCGCCCCCAUGGUGAAGAGGGAGGGGCCGGCCGACCCACCUCCCCUCUCCACCCUGCUGGAGGAGAAGGAGGAGGAGGAGGAGGUGAUCAUUCUCACCCCUGUGGACCAGAUCACCACCCCCGGUAGCGUCCCCUGA
This is a messenger RNA of Conger conger (European conger), 1869 nucleotides long. It is a transcript of the gene rfx5, whose product is annotated as regulatory factor X, 5. Gene Ontology annotation, biological process: regulation of transcription by RNA polymerase II. NCBI's taxonomy places the organism in Eukaryota, Metazoa, Chordata, Actinopteri, Anguilliformes, Congridae. The coding region runs from base 16 to 1869 and encodes 617 amino acids. The transcript is spliced from 9 exons. The record is from RefSeq and is a predicted model, not a curated record. Gene Ontology annotation, molecular function: DNA-binding transcription factor activity, RNA polymerase II-specific; RNA polymerase II cis-regulatory region sequence-specific DNA binding.